GUACCAUGUGAGUUUAUCCAAGACCCAAGUUUAUCAACACCAAGUUUAUUGACAUAAAUAUUUACCCUAAAAAUAGAUAUAAAUAAACAUUGUAUUAUUGUUUAUAAUAAAUAACAUUAAAAAAUGUUAGCUACAUUCGAAAAAGUUGUUCGAUUUCGUCUAAAAAAAUUUGGCAGUUUUCCGAUGACAUACAAAUUUUCAACAAUACCACAAAAUUCAGAAGUAAAUAAAUCACAAAAAAUUUGUAGAAAUAAAAAAGCUUUAUUUGGUCAACCAACGUCAUCAACCCAUCCACACCUUGUAAAGCCUGGUGAAAUUACACCUGGUAUUUCCCUCGAUGAAUUCAAAACAAGACGAUCAAAAUUAUGUGAAAAAAUUCUAUCAGAAAAAUAUUCUUCUAAAAAUUUAUCAAGCACACAUAUUUUAAUAAUACCCUCAUCAAGUAAAGUCUACAUGUCAGAUAAAAUUCCAUAUGUAUUUCGUCAAAAUACAGACUUUAAUUAUUUUACUGGUUGUCAAGAACCAGAUAGUAUUCUUGUAUUAACAAUAAAUCCAAACAAUAAUUAUAAAUCAACAAUAUUCAUGCAAAAAAAAGAUGAACGUUCAGAACUUUGGGAUGGUCCAAGAACUGGAGUUGAAGCAGCAACAAAAUUAUUUAACAUUGAUGAAUCACUUGACGUUUCUGACUUUGAAUCAUUCAUGACAUCAUUUAUAAAUGCUAAUAAAAAUAAUUGUACAAUAUGGUAUGAUAAUAAAAAUAUAAUAUCACAAGAUAUUCAUAAAAAAUUAAAUCAAAUAAUUAAAAAAACAAAGCUAGAUGUAAUUUUAACACCUGAAACAUUGUUUCAUCAACUUCGUGUUGUAAAAUCAUCAUCAGAAAUAAAUAUUAUGAAACAGUCAUGUGAAAUAGCAUCUGCUGCAAUAUCAAAAACAAUAGAAAUUGGUAAACCUGGAAUAUCUGAACAUCAGCUAUUUGCAACUGUUGAUUAUGAAUCACGUAUGAGAGGAGCUGAAUUUUUAGCUUAUCCACCAGUUGUUGCAGCUGGUGAUAAUGCUAAUAUUAUUCAUUACAUAACAAACAAUCAAAUAAUUAAAAAUGGAGAUACAGUUUUAAUGGAUGCAGGAUGUGAGUAUCAUGGAUAUUCAUCUGACAUAACAAGAACAUGGCCAAUUGAUGGUAAAUUUACUGAUUAUCAACGUGUUUUAUAUGAAGUUGUAUUGGAUGUACAAAAAACAUUGAUUAAACGAUUGGAAAAUUUUCCAUCACUUGAUCAAUUGUUUAAUGAAAUGUGUAUGCUUUUGGGCAAAAGAUUACAAGAAAUUAAUUUAAUUCCAAAAAAUUUUAAUGAUAAUGAAUUACGUAGUGCUGCUUAUUCAUAUUGUCCUCAUCAUGUCGGUCAUUAUUUGGGAAUGGAUGUUCAUGAUUGUGGUAAAAUAUCACGUGGUGUACAGGUUGAGCCAGGAAUGAUUAUCACAGUUGAACCAGGUGUUUAUGUCAACUCGAAAAAUCAUCUAGCUCCACCAGAAUUUCAUGGACUAGGAAUUCGUAUUGAAGAUGAUGUUUUAAUUACAGAACAAGGACCAGAUGUUUUAACGAAAAUGUGCCCAAAAGAAAUUCAAGAUAUUGAAGAUCUUGCCAAACGAAAUCUUGACUAAAAUAAAAAAAUUUUUAUUUUUCAAUAGUAAAAUAAUUUUAAUAACGAUAUUAGAUAUACUAAAUUUUUUACACAAAUUUGAUUUUUUAAACUUGGAGAUUUAUCUUUUCAUUAGACGAAAUUUUCAUUUGAAUUUAUUGAUUUAUAGAUUUUUAUUUGGAUAGAUAUUAGCAGUAGUAAGUAGUGCUGGGUUUUAAAACAAUAAUAAAAUGAUCUUUAUGGGAAUUUAAUUUUUAAAAUGUAAUGUAAAAAUUAUUGAAAUUCUAACAAAUAGAAUUGUAUAUAAAUGUGAAUUUUAUACUGGUCAUUUAACGUCAAUUAUGCAUAUCUUUGCAUAAUUUUUUUAUCUUGCUAAUUGACUUUCAUGAUGAGUCAUAUUAUGAAAGUAGAAGACCAGUUGCAAAACGUGGAACAUUGCAUAAUAUUCAAAAAACAUUUUGGGAUGGUGAAAGACGUACAGUGUUUCAUCGAACUUCCAAAGAAUGGGCUUCAAUUGCCAUUUUUUACUCAUGUUUUUUUGGAAUUAUAUUUUCAUUAUUUUCAUUACAACUGUGGAUCACAGUUUAUUAUGCUUUGAAUCUUGGUCAUCCAGUUGUUGAUGACAUACACCAAAUUUUUAAACUUGAAAAUAUCAAGUAGAUGAGG
Aphidius gifuensis is the source of this 2300-nucleotide messenger RNA. RefSeq names its product xaa-Pro aminopeptidase 3-like. The transcript has 6 exons. Gene Ontology annotation, cellular component: mitochondrion. The coding region runs from base 124 to 1656 and encodes 510 amino acids. Gene Ontology annotation, molecular function: metalloaminopeptidase activity; manganese ion binding. Lineage: Eukaryota; Metazoa; Arthropoda; Insecta; Hymenoptera; Braconidae. The record is from RefSeq and is a predicted model, not a curated record.